UCCCGGGGACUGUGCCUGGGCAAAGAACGCGCCGCCGCGGGCGCGGAGAAGGGGAAGGGCCAGAGUCAGGAGAGGAGAGGAGAGGAGCGGGGCGGCUCAGCUGACCUACGUAAUUUCCGCUUCCGCGAGCGGUGACGACGCGCACACACGUAGCGCUCCGCGUUACGCACGCGGGCGCCCCCACACGCACGCCUGUGGGCGCAGCGCGAGGGCGGCUGGUGAGCGGGGGGGCUCGCGGCGGCGGCGUUUCGUGUUUCGCUCAGGGAGGGAGGGAGCGAGCCAGCCGGCCGCUCUGCGCGCGCCACGACCAUGAGGCGCAGCAAGGCCGAGGUGGAGCGGUACAUCGCCUCGGCGCAGGCCGCGGCCCCCUCCCCCAAAGAGAAAUCAAUGAAAGGAUUCUUUUUUGCUAAACUCUAUUAUGAAGCGAAAGAGUAUGAACUUGCUAAAAGGUAUAUAUCUACUUAUCUUAAUGUACAAGAGAGAGAUCCCAAGGCGCACAAAUUUCUGGGCCAGCUCUAUGAAGCUGAAGAUAACAUAGAAAAAGCUGUGGGUUGCUAUAAGCGUUCAGUGGAAUUGAACCCAACACAAAAAGAUCUUGUACUGAAGAUUGCGGAAUUAUUGUGUGACAAUGAUGUUACAAAUGGAAGAACAAAAUACUGGGUUGAGAGAGCUUCUAAACUCUUCCCUGGAAGCCCUGCUGUUUACAGACUGAAGGAACAGUUAUUGGAUUGUAAAGGUGAAGAUGGAUGGAAUCAGCUUUUUGAUCUGAUACAGUCAGAACUCUAUGCCAGACCAGAUGAUGUCUAUGUAAAUGUCAGGCUAGUAGAGCUCUACCGUUCAAAUAAAAGAUUGAAGGAUGCGGUGGCUCACUGUCGAGAGGCAGAAAAGAAGAUUACUAUGCGAUCAAGCUUGCAAUGGUGUUCGUGUGUUGUACAGACGCUUAAGGAAUAUUUGGAAUCUGCACAGGACUCAGAGUCUGAAAAAAGUAAUUGGAGAAACACCAACAGAGAUCUGCUGCUGGCCUACUCCAACCUUGUGGUGAUGACGCUUUCUACUAGAGAUGUUCAAGAAAGCAGAGAAUCACUUGCAAGUUUUGAUCAUGCUCUUCAGUCUGUGAAACCACAUGUGAAUGGGAAUGAUGAGCUGUCUAUUACAUACCUGGAAAUGAGAGGUCACUUCUACUUGUAUGCUGGAACUCUCUUGUUGAAAAUGGCCCAGCACAAUGAGAAGCAAUGGAGAGCUGUAUCUGAACUGGCAGCUUUGUGUUACCUUAUAGCUUUUCAAGUCCCUAGACCAAAGACAAAACUAAUAAAGGCAGAUCAAGCUGGACAAGAUAUGCUGGAAAUGUUAGCCUGUGAUCGACAGAGCCAGUCUGGUCACAUGCUGCUAAACUUAAGCCAUGGCAAGCAAGACUUCUAUAAAGAGAUUGUGGAGUCUUUUGCAAACGAAAGUGGGCAAUCUACUUUAUUUGAUGCACUCUUUGAGAAUGGAGUUCCUAGAGAGAGAACUUUCAUUGGCACUGAUAAUAUCAGAAAUGUCUGUAUACAGGGACCAGACCAUGUGGAUCUAGCAAGAUAUGAUAUUGGCGCAAUUCGAGUGCACAAUGGUUGUCUCCAGCACCUUACGUGGCUUGGUUUACAGUGGAACUCCAUGUCAGUCUUACCUGCAAUACGCAAGUGGUUAAAACAACUUUUUCACUUGCCCCAGGAAACCUCAAGACUUGAGACCAAUGCUCCUGAAACAAUCUGUAUAUUGGACCUCGAAGUAUUUCUACUUGGAGUGAUAUUUACUAGCCACUUACAAUUACAAGAGACAUUUAAUACUCACUACAGUUCACAUCAGCCUCAAUUUUUACCACUACCAGUGAGCAAACAGCUCUGUAGUGAAAGGCAGAGAUCCUGGUGGGAUGCUGUUUAUAACCUUAUUCACAAAAAAACAAUACCAGGAACAGCAGCAAAAUUAAGGCUUCUAGUCCAGCAUGAAAUAAACACUCUGAGAGCACUAGGGAAACAUGGACUUCAACCUGCCCUAAUUGUUCACUGGGCAAAAUGUCUUCAUAAAACAGGCAGUAGUCUAAACUCUUUCUAUGACCAAAGGGAAUACAUUGGACGAAGUGUUUAUUAUUGGAAAAAAGUUUUGCCUAUGCUGGAAAUAAUCAAAAAGAAGAAAAGUGUUCCUGAACCUAUUGAUCCUUUGUUCAAACACUUCCAUAGUGCAGAUAUUCAGGUUUCUCAGGUUGCAGAAUAUGAAGAGGCAGCAUAUAUAGCAUUUGCUAUGUUGGAUGCAGUUGACGGAAAAACUGAGGAUGCUUUGCUAGCACUUGAAGCCAUUAAAAACGUUGUUUCAUAUUGGAAUCUUGCACUAAUUUUCCAGAGAAAGGCUGAAGAGAUUGAGAAUGAUACACUCUCACCACAAGAACAAGAAGAGUGCAAAAGUCACCUGCAAAAGAGCAGAGACUAUCUAUUAAAGAUCAUUGAUGAAAGUUUUACAGACACUUCAGUAACUGAGAAGUUACCAGUGUCAAUAGAAACUGUUAAGGAGAUGCUGGAAACAGUAAUUCAAGAACUUGGGGAUUAUGGUGAAGAAGGAAGUCCUGUCUUCCAGAAUGGCCUAUCCCGAACUGUAGAUUCAGAAUUUAAACACUCCACUCCGUCGCCAACAAAAUUUUCUUUAUCACCAAGUAAAAGCUACAAGUUUUCUCCCAAAACUCCCCCUCGUUGGGCAGAGGAUCAGAAAUCUUUACUUCAGAUGAUCUGUCAGCAAGUAGAAGCCAUUAAGAAUGAGAUGCAUGAAAUGAAACUCAAUAAUUCCAACUCAAACUUGUCGUCUCAUCGGUGGCCUGCUGAAGGCUAUGGCACAGACACAAUGUCAGAUGGCUAUCAGGGAACACAAAGCUUUCAUGGAGCUCCACUAACAGUUGCUACCACUGGCCCAUCAGUCUACUACAGUCAGUCGCCUGCGUAUAACUCUCAGUAUCUUCUCAGAACAGCAGCUACCAAUGUAACACCAACAAAGGCUCCAGUCUAUGGCAUGAACAGGCUUACACCUCAACAACAUAUAUAUGCUUAUCAACAGCCAAUGCAUACACCACCACUGCAGAACACCUCUGCCUGCAUAUUUUCCCAAGAAAUGUAUGGUGCUCCUUUGCGUUUUGAUUCUCCUGCUACUGGACUUCUGUCUCCACGUGGUGGUGAUGAGUAUUAUAAUUACAGUGUUCCACAAGCAAGCACAAAUCCACCGUUGCCUGAGCCAGGCUAUUUCACAAAACCUUCAGUUGGUCCUCUGAUUCCAAAGUCUGCAGAAUCAAAGGUGAUAGAAUUUGGGAAAUCUACCUUUGGGCAGCCUGUACCAGCAGAAGGAGCAAAAUCCUCUUUCACAACACCUGCACAAUCAACUCAACCAACCACUUUUAAAUUUAACUCUAAUUUCAAAUCUAAUGAUGGAGACUUUACAUUUUCAUCACCUCAGAUUGUAGGCCAGCCCCCCGGUGCAGCUUUUAAUAGCAGUGAAAGCCUCUUGGGUCUUCUGACAUCUGAUAAACCUUUACAAGAUGAUCGAUACAUGGGGCAAAGAACAGUUCAUGAUCAUACAACUGGCCAAAGAAAUACCUUCAGUUUUGGUAACAAAAAUAUUUCAGGCAUUUCAUUUACAGAAAAUAUGGGACAAAACCAACCUAAAACUUCAGGUUUUGGCAAGGGUGACAUGUUCAAUUUCCAAGAUCCUGGAAAACCAGUGUUUGGAACGCCAAGUUCAGAUCUGGCCAAUAGAAGUCAUGAAACUGAUGGAGGAAGCAUCCAUGGUGCUGAUGAUGAUGAUGAUGGUCCACACUUUGAGCCUGUAGUGCCACUCCCUGACAAGGUUGAAGUAAAGACGGGUGAGGAAGAUGAAGAGGAAUUCUUUUGCAACAGAGCAAAGCUGUUCCGUUUUGACACAGAAUCUAAAGAAUGGAAAGAAAGGGGCAUUGGAAAUGUGAAAAUACUAAGGCAUAAAAUAUCUGGGAAGAUUCGGCUCCUCAUGAGGCGGGAGCAAAUAUUGAAAAUCUGUGCAAAUCACUAUAUAAAUACAGAUAUGAAAAUGCAACUAAACGCAGGUUCCGACAAAUCAUUUGUAUGGCAUGCUUUAGAUUAUGCAGAUGAGUUUCCAAAACCUGAGCAGCUUGCCAUUAGAUUCAAAACACCAGAGGAAGCAAUGCUUUUCAAGCAUAAGUUUGAAGAGGUGCAGAAUAUUUUGAGAACUUCGGGAUCAAAUGUUGGUACACCAGCCAUUCAGAGUGUUGGGACUACAAGAGAAAUAGCAAAUCAGGAUAGCAAGGAGCCUUGCAAAACUACUCCUGGAACCCCGAAUUUUGGAUUUCAGUUUAAGAAAGAGGAGAUGUGGCAGUGUAAUGUCUGCUUAAUGAAAAACAGUUUAACUACUUCCCAGUGUAGUGCUUGCCAGGCUCCAAUCCAAAAUACAAGCAGUUCUGUAAAGGGACCUGAUGGCAAAAGCAGUUUUACGGUUACAUCAGCUACAUCUACACCGAUAUCCUUUUCUUUUGGUAGGGAAAUCCCAUCUACAUGUACUACUAGUGGAUUUGGGGAACAGUUUAUGUUGAAGGAAGAUCAGUGGGCUUGUAAUGUGUGUCUGGUUCGAAAUGAAGCUACUGAUAAGAACUGCUCAGCAUGCCAAAGUCCGAAUCCAACAAACAAGGAAAUGCAUGCUGUACCAUUAUCUGAAACUUCUGCAGCUUUCAAACCCAACACUGAUACCACACACGAUAAAUUUGGAUCAGUUUUUGCUAAAAAAGAAGGUCACUGGGAUUGCAGUGUUUGCUUAGUAAGAAACAAGCCCACUACAUCUAAAUGUGUUGCCUGCCAGAAUCCAAAUAGAACUAAUAUGCCAGUAUUUGGUCAGCAGGCUUCAUUUAAAAUUGGCCAAGGAGAUGUUCCGAAGACUACACAAAAUGAUUUUGGAGCUGCGUUCUCUAAAAAAGAAGGUCAGUGGGAUUGCAGUGUGUGCCUAGUCAGAAAUGAAGCAAGAGCUGUAACUUGCGUUGCUUGUCAGAAUCCCAAUUCACCAAGUCAGCCUAAUGUGUCUACAUCUACUAUUCAGGCAUCUCCUACUCCUGGAGUUGGUUCUACCACUGAUGCAAGUAAACCUCAGAAAAGUGGAUUUGAGGGACUCUUCACUAGAAAGGAAGGGCAAUGGGAUUGCAAUGUUUGCUUAGUACAAAAUGAGCCCACUGCAUCUAAAUGUGUUGCCUGCCAGAAUCCAAAUAGAACUAACAUGCCAGUAUUUGGUCAGCAAGCUUCAUUUAAAAUUGGCCAAGGAGAUGUUCUGAAGACUACACAAAAUGAUUUUGGAGCUAUAUUCUCUAAAAGAGAAGGUCAAUGGGAUUGCAGUGUGUGCCUAGUCAGAAAUGAAGCAAAAGCUGUAAAUUGUGUUGCUUGUCAGAAUCCCAAUUCACCAAGUCAGCCUAAUGUGUCUACAUCUACUAUUCAGGCAUCUCCUACUCCUGGAGUUGGUUCUACCACUGAUGCAAGUAAACCCCAGAAAAGUGGAUUUGAGGGACUCUUCGCUAGAAAGGAAGGGCAAUGGGAUUGCAAUGAUUGCUUGGUACGAAAUGAAGGCUCUUCAGUAAUCUGCGCAGCUUGUCAAGCACCAAAUCCAAGUAAUAAGCCUGUUGCUGACACCCCAUCCACUCUUACAUUUGUCCUUAAAAGCAAAUUCUCUGAACCUGCUGGAGGACAACUGGGAACAGGUUUUAAGUGUGACCUUUCUGAAAAAGGUUUUAAAUUUGGCCAUGCAGAACAAGGAAAAGCACCUUCUUCCUUCAACUUUCAGAUUCCUUCAGAUACUGAAGUUAAAUCUACAAAAGAAGGAUUUAGCUUUUCAAUGCCUGUGCCCACAGGUGGAUUUAAAUUUGGCAUACAGGAGCCUAGUAAAAAUAUCACAAAGGAUGAUCCACCCAAAGAAAGUACCAAUGGCUUCUUAAACAGUGGUGAUGAAAAAGAGAAAAAGGAGACUCCCUCAAAGGGUGUAACUGGUAUCCAGUCUCAUAAUGUCUCUAACAAACAGAACAGUGAUUUAGUAUUUGGCCAGAAUAGCAGCACUUUCACUUUUGCUGACCUUGCAAAAACUACUUCUGGAGAAGAAUUUCAGUUUGGUAAAAAAGAUCCAAACUUCAAGGGUUUUUCAGGUGCAGGUGAAAAGUUAUUUUCCUCACAGAGUUCUAAAGUGGCUCACAAGGCUAAUACUUCUGCUGAUCUUGAGAAGGAGGAUGAUGCAUAUAAGACAGAGGACAAUGAUGAUAUCCAUUUUGAACCUGUAGUCCAGAUGCCUGAAAAAGUGGAAUUAGUGACAGGGGAAGAGGAUGAGACCGUGCUCUAUUCACAAAGAAUAAAACUAUUUAGGUUUGAUCCAGAAACAAGUCAGUGGAAAGAACGUGGGGUUGGCAACUUGAAAAUUCUUAAAAAUGAAGUUAAUGGCAAACUAAGAAUGCUAAUGCGACGUGAACAGGUACUGAAAGUAUGUGCAAACCACUGGAUAACAACUACCAUGAACUUGAAAUCUCUGUCUGGUUCAGACAAAGCAUGGAUGUGGCUAGCCAGUGACUUUUCUGAUGGAGAUGCAAAGUUGGAGCAGCUGGCAGCUAAAUUCAAGACGACAGAACAGGCUGAGGAAUUCAAACAGAAGUUUGAAGAGUGUCAGAGGCUGCUGUUGGAUAUUCCACUGCAGACCCCACAUAAGCUUGUGGAUACUGGUAGAACAGCUCAACUCAUACAGAAAGCAGAAGAAAUGAAAAGUGGGUUGAAAGAUCUCAAAACCUUCUUGACGGAUGAUAAAACUAAAUUGACAGAAGAAGAGAAUAAAAACUCAGCUUCAGCCUGUAGCACUUCUGAUUUAAUUAUAAAGCCACAUGCUGAAAGCACGGGGCCUACUCUGGAGUGGGAUAACUAUGAUUUACGUGAAGAAGCAUUGGAUGAUAGUGUUAGUAGCUCUGUGUAUGCCUCACCUCUGGCAAGUAGCCCUGUGAGAAAAAACCUAUUUAGAUUUGGGGAGUCUACAACAGGAUUUAAUUUUAGUUUCAAAUCUGCCUUGAGUCCAUCAAAGUCUCCUGCCAAACAGAAUCAGAGCAGGUUGUCUGUAGGAACAGAUGAAGAGUCUGAUCUUACUCAAGAAGAAGAAAGAGAUGGACAGUACUUUGAACCUGUGGUACCUUUACCUGACCUUGUAGAAGUGGCAAGUGGUGAAGAAAAUGAGCAAGUUGUCUUCAGUCAUAGAGCUAAACUCUACAGAUAUGAUAAAGAUGCCAAUCAAUGGAAAGAGAGAGGUAUUGGGGAUAUAAAGAUCUUGCAGAAUUAUGACAACAAACAAGUUCGUAUCGUAAUGAGAAGAGACCAGGUAUUAAAACUCUGUGCCAAUCAUAGAAUAACACCAGACAUGAACAUGCAACAGAUGAAAGGAACUGAAAGAGCCUGGGUAUGGACUGCAUGUGACUUUGCAGAUGGGGAAAGAAAGGUAGAGCUCUUAGCUGUGCGAUUUAAACUACAAGAUAUUGCAGAGUCAUUUAAGCAAAUUUUUGAUGAAGCAAAACAUGCCCAAGAAAAAGACACUUUGAUUACACCUCUCUCUUCACGUGCCAGUACACCAAGAGAGUCUCCAUGUGGCAGAAUUGCUGUAGCUGUACUGGAGGAGACCACCAGGGAGAGAACUGACCUGAAUCAGGAUGGUGAUACAUCUGAUGUGACUGUAGAGGUUCCAGAGAUGUCAAGCACUUCUGAAACACCAACAAAAACGGUGGUUUCUCCUCCAAAGUUUGUAUUUGGUUCAGAAUCUGUCAAGAGCAUUUUCAGUAGUGAAAAAUCAAAGCCAUUCACAUUUGGAAAUACUUCAGCUACAGGAUCUCUAUUCGGUUUCAGCUUUAACUCUCCUUCAAAAAGCAAAAGUGAAGAGGAUAGUUCGGUAUCUCAAAACAUAAUGCAGAGAGAACUACAGCUCACAGUAACUGAGCCUCAGGAAAGCUACAUUGCCAGUCAGAAGCCUACAGACAGCCAGGGAGAAAAUUACCUGGUUACAUCAGCAGCAGGAUCCUAUAAUUACGCAUUUAAAACACCAGAAAAAGUUGAGAGGAAAAAGGAAACUGAUGCAGAACUUCCCUCUGAUGUACUCAUUGUUUAUGAGCUAACACCUACCCCUGGACAAAGAGCUCUUGCUGACUCUCUCAAACUACCUUCAACAUUCUUCUGCUACAAGAAUAAGCCUAGCUACUUAAGUGAAGAGGAUGAUGAUGAAGAUUAUGAAAUGGCUGUUAAGAAUCUUAAUGGAAAGCUAUAUCCUGAUGAUCCCAAAGAGCAUAAAACAUCAAAAGAUCCUGUGCAAGGUAUCAUGGGAGAAACUGAACCAGAGAAUGAGAGAGAGUGUGUUAUUGUUUGGGAAAAGAAACCAACACCUGAAGAAAAGGCUAAAGCAGAGACUCUAAAGCUUCCUUCUACGUUUUUCUGUGGUGUUGGCAGUGAUACUGAUGAGGACAAUGACAAUCUGGAAGACUUUCAGACAGAACUUAAAAAAGUUCAAGAAGCCAAUGAGUUUCUGGGAAAUGAAGUUACCAGUUCAACUGAUUUAAUCUGUACCAGUGAGGCUGAAGUAUCUGUUCCAUUAACCAGUGAGGCUGAAGUAUCUGUUCCAUCAGCUACUAAAUGUGAAGAACCAGACUCAACCACACAAUCCGCCCACACAUCACAGACUUUGUCAGGAACUGAUGACAAACCUGUUGAUUUGUCAACUAAAAAAGAAAAUGAUCCAAAUUUAACAGAGUCCACAAACCAAGGAAGCAGAACAAUUGCAUUUGGAUUUGACACUACUUCUGGCUUGUCAUUUGCAGAUCUGGCUUCAAAUUCUGGGGAUUUUGCUUUUGGUUCUAAAGAUAAAAAUUUCAAAUGGGAAAAUACAGGAGCAGCUGUAUUUGGAGUACAACCAGCCAGUAAAGGAGAUGAAGAUGAAGAUGGUAGCGAUGAAGAAGUUGUACAUAGUGAUGAUAUCCACUUCGAACCUAUAGUGUCCUUACCAGAGGUGGAGGUGAAAUCUGGAGAAGAGGAUGAAGAAAUUCUCUUUAAAGAGAGGGCAAAACUCUAUCGAUGGGACAGAGAAGUCAAUCAGUGGAAAGAGCGAGGAGUUGGGGAGAUAAAAAUUCUAUUCCAUACACAGAAGAAAUAUUACAGAAUUUUAAUGAGAAGGGACCAAGUUCUCAAAGUGUGUGCAAAUCAUGUAAUCACAAAAACAAUGAAUUUAAAGCCCCUGAAUACAUCAAACAAUGCUUUAGUAUGGACUGCCACAGAUUAUGCUGAUGGUGAAGCAAAAGUAGAACAACUUGCAGUUCGAUUUAAAAGCCAAGAAAUGGCUGAUUCCUUCAAGAGGAGAUUUGAAGAAUGCCAACAAAAUUUGUCAGAACUUCAGAGAGCACAUGUAUCCCUGGCAGCAGAACUGUCAAAGGAAACCAACCCUGUAGUGUAUUUUGAGGUUUCUGCUGAUGAUGAACCUUUAGGACACAUAACCAUGGAACUAUUUUCAAAUAUUGUUCCUCGAACUGCUGAAAAUUUCAGGGUCCUAUGCACAGGGGAAAGAGGAUUUGGAUUCAAGAACUCUAUAUUUCACAGAAUAGUUCCUGACUUUGUGUGUCAGGGAGGAGAUAUCACUAGGCAGGAUGGAACAGGUGGACGGUCCAUUUAUGGAGAUGCAUUUGAGGACGAGAACUUUGAAGUGAAACACACUGGUCCUGGAUUACUGUCGAUGGCAAAUCAUGGCCGGGACACCAAUAAUUCUCAGUUUUUUAUCACACUUAAAAAAGCAGAACACUUGGACUUUAAACAUGUGGUAUUUGGGUUUGUGAAGGAUGGCAUGGAUGUUGUGAAAAAAAUUGAAUCUUUUGCUUCUCCCAAAGGGUUGGUGAACAGAAUUGUUAUCACAGACUGUGGGCAAAUAUAAUGUCUAAGUAGUGAUUCUACAGAUAUGUGCACUAACAGCAUAAAUCAAAGUUGGGCUGUUGUAGACUAAUUAUGUUCAGCUUUUUUAAAAUUGACAUUUCUGAUGUAUAAAUGUAAAAUUACAACUUAUAGAAGAGUACUUUUUUAAUGAGUUAAUUGACUUUGCAUGUUGUGAAAUAAAAGUUCAAACAUUGGCAUAUGUUAUCCUGACAUUUGUUUUAAAUGUGAAAAAUUUAAAAUUAAAUCCUAGUCUUGUUAAAGCAAUUCUUUUCUUCACUUUGGUUUGUACAAGGAAUAUUACAUGCAUAAUCUAUUUUUAGUUAUUUUGAUUUGCUACUCUGAUGUAUCAGGACUUUGAAUGCAGAAUUAGCCAUCAUGCUUCCAAACUAAAGUAGUUCUAUGUGAGAACCAUUUCCUCUUACUCCCCCUGAUGCACAGAAAAAUAAAAAGCAGAGUGGUAAUUCGUUCUCCUUACCCUUCUUAAAAGCAUUCAGCUGCAAAUAUAAGAUACCAUCUGUUUCUCUAGGCCGAAGUUAUCUUUCCUAAGUCGAAGAAAACGUGUUUUCUCUACCUGGUGGUUUGUCUGUGAAACAGCAUUUGUGUACCUGUACCCUGAAGUUACUGAACUAUUGCCUGUACAUUUUCUUAAGUUCUUGUCAAAAUCUGACUGAGAACUUGUGAUCUUCCUGUGGUAUAAAUUAAUAUGCUUUGAGACCUGCUGCUUUUAUCACUGCUUUGUAUAUGGGAGACUGAUUGCAAAAAUACUUGUAAGGGCAAUUUGAGUAAAUAAAGAACUUGUAAAGCUUAUGGGGGGGGGGA
Messenger RNA from Dermochelys coriacea (leatherback sea turtle), 10781 nucleotides. Its product is annotated as E3 SUMO-protein ligase RanBP2-like. Gene Ontology annotation, cellular component: cytoplasm; nuclear pore. Gene Ontology annotation, molecular function: peptidyl-prolyl cis-trans isomerase activity; GTPase activator activity; protein binding. NCBI's taxonomy places the organism in Eukaryota, Metazoa, Chordata, Testudines, Dermochelyidae. The transcript is spliced from 29 exons. Gene Ontology annotation, biological process: protein peptidyl-prolyl isomerization; NLS-bearing protein import into nucleus; protein folding. The record is from RefSeq and is a predicted model, not a curated record. The coding region runs from base 310 to 9963 and encodes 3217 amino acids.